Dreissena polymorpha is the source of this 579-nucleotide messenger RNA. RefSeq names its product collagen alpha-1(I) chain-like. The coding region runs from base 1 to 579 and encodes 192 amino acids. NCBI's taxonomy places the organism in Eukaryota, Metazoa, Mollusca, Bivalvia, Myida, Dreissenidae. The transcript has 7 exons. The record is from RefSeq and is a predicted model, not a curated record.
AUGGCGAAGAGAAUUGAGAUCAGUAGCGCGAGGCUUAAAGAAAGCCCCUCACAGAAAUUCGGUAUGCCAGGCUUGCAGGGAACUCCCGGAGCCCCUGGAAAUCCAGGCCCGACCGGAAAAGACGGCGAGAGGGGACCGGAAGGCGAGCGCGGAGAGCAGGGAGCGCCGGGAGCAGUAGGCCUGAUGGGCCCAGUUGGACCGACCGGCCCCAGGGGUAUUUCUGGGCCCUCUGGAUCUGACGGCCGCCCUGGACCUCCUGGACCCCCGGGACCCGGUGGCGAGAACGGCAAGGACGGUGAACAGGGAAUGCAGGGACCCCCGGGUUUGCCCGGAGUUUCCGGUAUGCCGGGACCCAAGGGAGAUUCUGGUCCCUCGGGCAGGACAGGGGAGUCCGGACCACCAGGACCUCAGGGACCACGCGGGGAGCGCGGCUCGCAGGGAGAACCCGGAGAAAUCGGACCCCCGGGGACCCACAGGCCCCGUGGGACCCCCCCGGAUCGCCAGGUGAGUCCCGGAAGAGCCGGAGAACCCGGCGCAGCUGGACCCUCUGGAGAGCCCGGCACCCUGGAGAAAGAGUGA